UCUGUCACUAAAGCCGUGAAGCUCGACUGUUAAAAACCCGACACUUCUGUGUCACUCGUGUCAUUGCGGUUUCAUUCACCGUUCUGUUUUGCAGCUUGCUCGUUUUCAGCGACGUUGUGUGGGUUUGCGGCUCAUCUUGACCUUAUUUACGUCGGAGAAACGCCAGCUGCUUGGAUUGACCUGAAGCACACAGUCCCAUCAUAAUGUACGCCUGUGCUAAGUUCGUCUCCACGCCCUCUCUGGUCCGUGUUGGAUCCCGGGUUCUGUACAGACCAAUCUCAGCAGCAGUACUGUCAGAUGGCAGGAAAGCAGAGACUGCUUCACUUCUGGCACCACAGAAUAUCGCAGCGUCCCAGCAGCAGGUGGCGGUUCGGGGAUUCCAAACCAGCGCCGUGAGCCACGACAUCGACACCGCUGCAAAGUUCAUUGGAGCAGGAGCUGCCACGGUGGGAGUGGCUGGAUCCGGAGCUGGAAUUGGAACAGUGUUCGGUAGCCUUAUCAUCGGAUAUGCCAGGAACCCGUCUCUGAAGCAGCAGCUGUUCUCUUAUGCCAUCUUGGGCUUCGCUCUGUCUGAAGCUAUGGGUCUCUUCUGUCUGAUGGUUGCAUUCCUCAUUCUGUUCGCCAUGUAAACCGGUUCGGCGAUUUUACUGUGAAAGGAUAUAUCACAAUAUUAACAAGAAUUAGCGGUUUUGUUAGGGUGACCUCAGCUUAUUGUGUUGCUUUUUCUUGUUUGUGAGUGUUUCUUGAAAGGUUGUGAAUCCGUUGCUGUUAAAACUCUGGCAAUUGCAACUCAUUUUAAUGACGGUUUUGUCAUUAUAUUGUAUAUUUAAUGAAACAUUUUUGUUAAGAAACCUGCAACCAACAACACAAGUAAAACAUUUAAUUCCUGAA
Molecule: messenger RNA, 891 nt
Organism: Stegastes partitus (bicolor damselfish)
Lineage: Eukaryota; Metazoa; Chordata; Actinopteri; Pomacentridae
Product: ATP synthase F(0) complex subunit C3, mitochondrial-like
Exons: 5
Coding region: 204-629 (141 amino acids)
Biological process (GO): proton transmembrane transport; proton motive force-driven ATP synthesis
Molecular function (GO): proton transmembrane transporter activity
Source: RefSeq, a predicted model, not a curated record